This is a messenger RNA of Salmo salar (Atlantic salmon), 2261 nucleotides long. RefSeq lists its product as uncharacterized. NCBI's taxonomy places the organism in Eukaryota, Metazoa, Chordata, Actinopteri, Salmoniformes, Salmonidae. Gene Ontology annotation, cellular component: nucleus. Gene Ontology annotation, molecular function: DNA-binding transcription factor activity, RNA polymerase II-specific. Gene Ontology annotation, biological process: regulation of transcription by RNA polymerase II. The record is from RefSeq and is a predicted model, not a curated record.
UCGACAACAGCAACAGCUAGUCAGCCACCUCAGUCGCUUGCUAGCCAAAAUUGCCAACACAUUCAAGCUCUAAGUCACUGUGUUUUAACCCAACUUCUGUCGUAUCUACUUGUUAAUGUAUUUAAUUUCAUAUUUACGUUGUUGUUAGUCUGCUAACGUUAGCUGGCUUACAAAGUUAGCACUAGGCUAGUCGCUAAUGCUAACUACAUCCCCGGCCAUGAUUAGUUCGAUACGCUGCUUGCCUUCUGUUAAAGAAGAGGAUGAGGGUCUGUCUGAACAUUGUCGUGAAAGAGGAGAAGGAAGAGGAGACAGGAGAUCUGAUUAACACAAGAGAGAGACCUGAGUCUUUUUUUGACUUCGGCAAGAGUCCUUCAAUGGAACCAGACCCAGAGAUACUCAAACCUGCGAGACCACACCCCUGCUCCCAAUGUGGAAAGAGUUUUACCAAGUUAGGGAGACUGAAAGAGCAUGAGACGACACACACAGGAGAAAAGCCUUUCCAAUGUUUCCAAUGUGGAAAGAGUUUUACCUGGUUAGGGAAUCUGAAAACACAUAAGAUAACACACACAGCAAAAAAACCUUAUCACUGCUCCAAAUGUGGAAAGAGUUUUACCCAGUUAAAGAGCCUGAAAGAACAUGAGAGAAUCCACUCUGGAGAGAAGCCGUACCAAUGCUCCCAGUGUAGAAAAGGUUUUAACCAGUUAGAGAAUCUGAAAAAUCAUGAGAGGACACAAACAUGUGAAAAACCUUUCCAAUGUUCCCAGUGUGACAAGAGAUUUACCCAGUCAGGGGACAUGAAAAUACAUGAGAGAAAACACUCUGGAGAUAAGCCUCACCUCUGCUCCCAGUGUGGAAAAAGAUUUCUCUCAUCAGUGGAACUGAAAUCACACAAGAGAACACACACAGGAGAGAAGCCGUUCCAUUGCUCCCAGUGUGAAAAACGUUUUAGCCUUUUACAGAACCUGAAAAGGCAUAACAGGAAACAUACAGGAGAGAAACAUAUUCAAUGCUGUCAAUGUGGAAAGAGGUAUAUCCGGUUUCGGAGCUUGAAAGAACAUGAGAGAAUACACUCUGGAGAGAAGCCUCACCACUGUUCCCUUUGUGGAAAGAGUUUUAGGUGGUUAGUGAACCGGAAAACGCAUGAAAAAAUACAUUCUGGAUAGAAACCUUUCCGGUGUGGAACAGUUUUACUGAGUUAGGGAACCUAAAAAAACAUGAGAGAAUUAAGACGCUAUGUUCUGUCUUAUGUUGUUGACUGAGAAGUUGUUUUUGUUUAUGCCACAUGAAAUCAUCUUUUUUUAAUGCCUACAAAAAAAAUUAAAGACAAAUUUAAUAUAGGUGAUUCAAUUUGUAGCUCUAAACUAUAGGCUAAGAUACAGGUAUCUAUCUGUAUUUUCAGUGGGUCACUUCAUUUUUGCUGUUCAGAACAAAUUGAACCAUUAAUCGAUUAGUUGGCAGAAAAUUUUACCGAAAUGUACAUCCCUAGUGUACAGUAAGAUAAGAGUUCUUUACACAACUAUUAAAACAGAAAAUGAUUUGUACGCUUGGGGUUUAUGAACAAAAAAAGUAUAUUGUAUAUUAAUAUUAUGUAUGUAUAUGAGAUUUUCUUUUGAUAGUAUAAACUACAGCUCUCUAUGCUAUUUAUUAGUAUCAUUAUCUUUAUUUAAUAACUAAUAUCACUAUUAGAGCACUGGUACGCCGACAAUGUGACUUUUUAAAGGCAUUUUCCCCGGAGAUUGCUUUCACGGUAAACGCUGCACAGGUCGGCUCAGAAAGCACACUUCACAUUUAAAGGCUCUAUCUAAUGUGGACGGGACUAAAUCCCUAACUAAUUGUCAUAUUCAGUGUUGGGUUCAGACUACUCUGAUAACUUUGUUGUGUUAACGAGUAAUUUAACGUUUUUUUUAUUUUAUUUAAGUAAUCAAUUAUUUUGUUACUUUUUCAAAUAUGGAAAUCGUUCUUUUUACAAUAUUAUUUUUACAAUAUUAUUUCCCUUUUUCUUUGUUGGUGCAAAUAAAAAUCCCUUUCCCUAUCCCUAUGUUCGCCACGCUUCGGGCUCUUCCUGAUCAGGCACAAACGUUGUAGUUGUAGAUAAUAGCAUUUAAAUCGUGGAAGUAUUCACAUUACUUUUAAUUGGUACAAGAAGAAAAGGACUUUGCUCCCACACUAAUGUAAUUUUUUUAAAUAUUAAGAACAACUUCUUAUUUACAAUGACGGUCUAGGAACAGUGGGUUAACUGUCUUGUUCAGGGGCAGAACAAC